AUGGCUGACUCGGUCGAAAACACGAAUGCUUCGUCCGCUAAUUUGCCGUCAACUGACGAACAGGAUGACACUCUCUUUAAUGAAUUUUAUUCAGAGGUAAAAGAAAUUGAGAAACGCGAUUCAGUUCUGACCUCAAAACAACAAAUUGAUCGUUUAACAAGACCAGGAGCAACAUAUUUUAAUCUCAAUCCUUUUGAGGUAUUACAAGUUGAUCCAGAAACUCCAUUAAACGAAAUUAAACAGAAAUAUAGAAGGAUGUCGAUUUUGGUGCAUCCUGACAAAAAUUUGGAAGAUUUGGAAAGAGCUCAAAAAUCAUUUGAAGCUGUUAAUAAAGCCUACAAAACUCUCGAGAAUGAGGAAGGAUUCAAAAGAUGCAAAGAGAUUGUUGAUGAGGCCAAGAACAGAGUUGAUGAAGAGGUUAAAAAUCGCAAGAAGCAAUUGAAAAAAGAUGGAAAACCUGUGGAUGUCCCAGAGGAUGAUCCUGAAAAAUACAAGCACUCAGUAUAUGUACAGACAUGUAAAUUGUUUGCUGACUUGGAACGUUUGCGCCAGGAAAGAGAAAUGAAAGAUGCUCAUGAAAAAAAAAGAAAAGCGCAGGAAGAGCAUGAAGAAGCAGAACAAAAGAAGCUGAAAGCUGAGUGGAACAAAAAUUACGAGGAAAGUAGAACACAACGAAUCGAUAGUUGGAGAGGUUGGAAGCAAUCAGGCAAAAAGCCGAAGGGAGUCUUCAAGCCACCAAAGCCAAAAAUGGAACACAGAUAA
Molecule: messenger RNA, 762 nt
Organism: Helobdella robusta
Lineage: Eukaryota; Metazoa; Annelida; Clitellata; Rhynchobdellida; Glossiphoniidae
Exons: 9
Coding region: 1-762 (253 amino acids)
Cellular component (GO): nucleus
Source: RefSeq, a predicted model, not a curated record